Rhizophagus irregularis DAOM 181602=DAOM 197198 is the source of this 514-nucleotide messenger RNA. NCBI's taxonomy places the organism in Eukaryota, Fungi, Glomeromycota, Glomeromycetes, Glomerales, Glomeraceae. The record is from RefSeq and is a predicted model, not a curated record.
AUUCCAAUAAGAUAAAAAUACAAUAAUAUAAAAAAUACAAUAAUGUUAUAUAUACAUACCGAUCCAUGUUCGAGAAAAUAUGCCAAGAUCAUAUGUUCAAGCAUGUGAUCAAUGUCAAAGAAGAGGAAAAUUUCUUAAUUCUCGUUCAUAUUUUGGAUUUUCAUUUACCAACUGUCUAAUAGUUAUACUUGCUCUCACGUUUUUCAAUAUUACGUGAUAUUCAACUUAGUUUAAGUAUUUGUGAACGUACUGAAAUUACCACAAUGUUAUGAAAAAGUGUUGGGAUGAAGACCCAUUAAAAAGACCAUCUUCUGAAGAAAGUCCCCAGAAGAAGACUAUGGACACAUACUGGUUAGAACGAGAUUUUGGUGGCGGUGGAUGGAUCCAUAGUGUCGCUUUUUCACCUAGCGGUGAAGCUUUAGCUUUCGCAGGUCAUGACUCUGAAAUUAAAAAAAUAAUUGCAGCUGGCUAUGAUUGUGCACCUGUGUUAUUUGAAAAAGCUAACAAAGAAUGA